AUGGCAGAAACCGAGUCAACCCUUUCCAAGGUCGAUUCUGCUACCCAGCAGCCUGAGGUCAAGGCCAAGCGCCGACCAAGUUCUAUGGCAGCUGACUGCUACGACAUCUUAGACCUCCAGAAAGAAGGCAAAGAGAUCAACAUCGCACCUGAGACUCAGAAGCUAGGGUGGAAGCUGAACAAGUCACCAUCGACAGUCGAGGACCCAUCGUAUCUCGCUCUGCCAUUGUGCAUACCCAAGGUCAAGAAGAUCACCCUGCACUUCCCGCUGGGGCUCGAGGUCUCUGCACGGAACAUGAAGGGCGUUACCAUCAAGGAUGCGCUGGACGCUAUCCACAAGCAGUUCAAAAAGAGGCAAGACGACGAGUUCGAAAAGCCCUACUUAGCUGGCUUCGAGUGGGAUCCUGAGGAGGACUACACACGAUUCAUCGUUCACCAGACGAGCACUCCAACCUCAUCAUUCACCAAGGAUGGCUCGUCCAAGAAGAAGAAGAAGAAGGCUGCCGAAGGCAUUGAGGAUCGUCUCUCUGCGCUUAUACGUCGGCUGAUGGUGGGUGCGGCGAAUGCGUUCGGAGGUCGGUCAACCUGCAUCUCGAAGUGGGAAGAGAACAACUUGAGAGACAAAUCACCAAUUGACACAAGCAAUAUGAAUUUUGUACUCCCACUUCGACCUUCGAGAUCUUCGAACGCUCCGAAUACGCCUAAAGCCCCGAGGACUACCAAAACGCACCUUCCACCGCCUGAAUCACCUCGACGAAGACCAAGUCUUGCUACACGCGCUGGCGUUACCAAACGUCGGAGUAGUGUAUCCACUACUUUCAAUGCACCAUCAAUGAGCUUCUUCGAGGCAAUGUUUGGGGACGAUUUCCCCGAUACAUUCGCACGUGACAAUGGACGCAGCUGCAAGAGCCAGAAAACACUGUUGGAUCUUCCGGCGGAAAUACUGCAAAUCGUGUGCCAGACGCUUUCCAACAUGGAUAUCAAGCGGCUUCGACUUACGCACAGGGUGCUUGCAGAGUUGGUAGAGCUGCGCAUCGAUCGUGUCUUUAUCUCUCCAAAUCGUGCAAACUUGGACUGUUUGAACAGCAUACUCAAUCAUCAUCGGUACUGUUUGCGCGUUCAAGAAAUUAUUUGGGACGAUGCGCAGCUUGAUGAUUAUCCCACACUCGAUCUGUUCCGAGGACGGCUGGAUUCGGAUGAAAAGAAAUCAAGGGUUGCCCUGGAAGACCAUAUCUCUACAUUCUUCCUUGGCAAGGACGAACACGAAGCCAAUUACGAGUCGAUCAGCGCCGAAAGCUGCAUUAACGAUGGAGUGUUGACCGAUGUCGGCAAAGCCAUAUUGCUCAGUUCGAAUGACACCAAAUCCAUCGAAUUCAUUGCGAGUCAUGCCGCAUCCAUGAGCAUUGAAGACAGCUACGAAUUGUACCAGAAACUUUACCAAGACGAAAAGGAAAUCAUCAACAGAGCUUGGGAUGUGGCUGGUUUACAGCGUGCGCUUACGCAGUUACCAAACUUAAGACGCAUUACGCUUACAAGUGAGGCUUGGAGACCAUGGCGCUCUUUACCAGUGUACGACACCCCUUUCUACCGCGCUCUACCUGCAGGCUUCAGGAAACCUUCUGUAUGGCCCUGGGUUGCUUGUGGGUAUCCCGGUUCCCAGGACCCACUCAAGUAUGACAUAUCCGUUCAGCGUCUGCCAUCGAAGUGGAGAGGCUACAGCGUUGUCAUGGCUCUGUUAGUCGCAAAUCCAGUUCCGGAUCUAGAAGAAUUCGUGUUAGACACCGGUCAAGAAAUGAUUGGCCUACCUCACGAACUUUUCGCUCUACCGAACAUCGACUACAACAAUACCAUCCAAGUGUUCAAAACCGCACCUCUUCGAAGAUUUCAUUUCUCUUUCAUUGAGCACGCUGCCGUAAACCACGGUCAGGAUGUAAGCGGCCAGGUCUCCAUUGACACCGACCUCUUGACAAAUGUGAUCAGUGUCAUGCCGCAUUUGGAACAUCUCGAUCUAAAGUGGAAAACUCUUCCGCAACAUGCGUACGAUCCUUUUCCUUAUGGCUUCCUCCAGCAGAGUUGCCCCAGACUCAAGCAUCUAGCAUUGCGGUACGCCAGAGUUGUGGAUAGCUGGCUUCACAACUUGAUCAUCAAUCAAAAGACUUUGGAAACUGUUGUCCUCGACAAAGUUGAACUUGUUAGUCAGACACACUCGGCGUCAAUUUGCGAACAGGUCUUCUCCUGUCUCAGAGACCACUACGCCAAAACUUCGCUCCAGGGACCACGAUUCACAUGGAUAGAAUAUCUUCCCCCAGACCUUACACACCAAGUUAGCCACACUUGCAAGCAAUGGUCAGUGGUUGACGAAGAGCUAGACGCUUUCUUGUACGAUGAUGGCGCGUCGCCUUGGUCUAUGGGAAACCUGCCGGGCCAGCUUGAAGAUUCUUUUGGUUGGGUCAUGGAUGGCAGGGAUCCGUCGUUUCGCGAAAGGAGAAGUGAUGUGUUAAGCAAUACGGGACUGAGACGGAGAAAUCCGUGGCCAAUCGAUGGAUCGAUGACAAGCGUGCAUCCGGACUGGCGUAUAUAUUAA
Boeremia exigua is the source of this 2583-nucleotide messenger RNA. RefSeq lists its product as uncharacterized. NCBI's taxonomy places the organism in Eukaryota, Fungi, Ascomycota, Dothideomycetes, Pleosporales, Didymellaceae. The record is from RefSeq and is a predicted model, not a curated record. The transcript has 6 exons. The coding region runs from base 1 to 2583 and encodes 860 amino acids. Gene Ontology annotation, molecular function: protein binding.